This is a messenger RNA of Rasamsonia emersonii CBS 393.64, 1269 nucleotides long. RefSeq lists its product as uncharacterized. Bases 1 to 1269 code for a protein of 422 amino acids. The transcript has 3 exons. The record is from RefSeq and is a predicted model, not a curated record. NCBI's taxonomy places the organism in Eukaryota, Fungi, Ascomycota, Eurotiomycetes, Eurotiales, Trichocomaceae.
AUGGCUUACUUUCGCUCUCGAUCGAGACGGUCCCAUCUUUUCAGGCUCUUUAUUUUCUUUCUCUUUGCCAUUGGUCUCGAUCUGCUGCGGAUACGGUACCAUCUGGCAGUGUCGUUGUCACGAGGAGGCGAACCGCCCAAGGAUAGAAGAACGGCAUCACCAUCAUCCUCAUCAUCACCCACACGCAAAGAACGCAUCUUCAUAGCCAGCACGCAUUGGAACUCGGAGCACGUGCUACGAAGCCACUGGAACGCGGCCGUCGUGGCGCUGGCAAGGGCACUAGGCCCAGAGAACGUCUACGUGUCCGUCUACGAGAGCGGCAGCUGGGACGACACCAAGGGCGCGCUCAGAGAACUGGAUGCCGCCCUGAGCGAGUUGAACGUCCGUCGGACGAUCGUCCUCAGCGACGUAUCGCACGAGGACGAGAUCUCACAGCCGCCGGCGCCGACAGGGUGGAUUGACACGCCUCGGGGGCGGCGAGAGUUGCGGCGGAUCCCGUUUUUGUCCAGGCAGCGCAAUGCCAGUCUGCAGCCGCUGGUGGAUCUCGAUCGCGAGGGGGAGCAGUUUGACCGUAUCUUGUUCUUGAAUGAUGUCGUUUUUAAUACGGACGACUUUUUCACCCUGCUGGAUACCAACCACGGCGAGUAUGCUGCCGCCUGCUCGCUGGAUUUUUCCAAGCCGCCGCGGUUCUACGACACGUUUGCGCUGCGCGAUCUGGAAGGCCACGAGCCGCUGAUGCAGACGUGGCCGUACUUCCGGUCGCGCGACUCGCGCUACUUUAUCGAGCGGGGAGAGCCGGCUCCUGUGGCGAGUUGUUGGAAUGGGAUGGUCAUUAUGGACGCGGCCUCCUUCUACGAUACCGUCGCUCCGCUCCGUUUUCGCGGGAUCGCAGACAGCCUGGCGGCAGCGCACCUCGAGGGCUCUGAAUGCUGCCUCAUCCACGCCGACAACCCUCUGUCGGCGAAGAAGGGUGUCUGGCUGAACCCGAACGUGCGGGUCGGGUACGACGGCAAGGCGUACGAGGCGGUUCACCCGCAGCAGCAUGGCCAGAAAGGCACAUGGCUGUCUACGUCGCAGGUGCUGUGGGGACUGUGGGAGAACCGACUGCGACGGUGGUUCACGACGGACGCGCUGAAGACGUGGAUCGUGCGACGACGGCUGCGGAGGUGGGAGAAGCAAGACCCGAGCGAGCAGCGGGUAGAGAACGGCAUGUUCUGCUUGAUUAAUGAGAUGCAGGUUCUGGUGGCGAAUGGAUGGGCGCAUGUAUAG